AUGGCCGCUCUAAUCGCCAACGCCAACAACAUCAAUCCCCACCUCAGCGCCAACGCUCCCACUCCCGAUCGCAGGCUCAAGACUCGCUGCCCCGCCGCUCCUCGCUCGAGCCGACCACGCGCUUCCGUCUCGACACCACGGUCCCAGCGACGUGACGACAUUGAGCACACGGCUACCGACAGACGCAACUCGCCCGGCGCUGCGACGCGGUCCCCCACGACGCAGCAGAGGGCGCGAAAGUCUGCCGCAGCCGCAGCCGACGGCACAGUGCCGGCAGGCGGCGCCUCUUGCAGGUUCCCCUCUCCGCCGCCGUCCUCGUCACCCCCCGUCGCCAGUGGUGCCACGCCGGUCGACGAUGCAAAGGAAGCCUCAAUGGCAUCACAUACCGGAGACAUCGUCUCUGCAGCGCACCAAUCUCUGCACAAUGCCCCGGGCCUCACGACCUCGGUUGGACGGCACCAGCAACCGUCACCACCGCCCAGCCAAAGCUUCCACAUACCCGACUCGUCCUUGGCAUCCUCGUCGUUCAGCCAGGUCGAGCCGAGCUCUACCCAACAGACCUCCCGGGAGAGCCGGCAAACGGUUAUCCACCUCCGGGAUUUGGCGCACAUGCAAAGCCUCGCAGACGCCAAGAUGCUUGGGGGGAGCAGCUGCGCAUCCUUGGACCCAAACGUCCAGAUCAAGUAUGAAAUCAGCGGAAUGCCCAUUGCCGACAUAAUCGAAAUGGUGGCUGCCCUGCUCACCAAGAUCACCACUACCAACGACUUGCAGCACGAUGCCAUGCAGCGAAACGUGGCCCAUCAGCAGCAAGCCAGUCAGUCCAACGACUCUGGGUCUCACAUGAGCCCUCUGAGCCAUUCCGUCCUGGCUUUCCACGGCAAAAACGUGCCCGCAAUUACCAUCUUGAGCUACCUCUCGCGCAUACACAAGUACUGUCCCACAACCUACGAAGUGUUUCUCAGCCUGCUAGUCUACUUUGACCGCAUGACGGAGCGAGUCAACGAAAUUGUCAUGCAUAGCGAGCAAUCCCAAAGCCGGGCUGCUUCGCACUCGCACCCUGCAUCGUCGGGGGCAUCGCGGGGAGACACCACCAUGCACGAAGAUGCCCACGAGUCGGACGAGAGCGAUUCAGACUUGGCAGACGACGACGACAACGAUGACGAAAUGGUAGACUCUCCUACAGCGGCAGGUGGACGCAACGAAUCCGGGCAGGCUGCCACAGAAUCCGAUGACCGAGUCGCAGUUAGCCCGGCAACAUACUUUGUAGUGGACAGUUUUAAUAUCCACAGAUUGAUUAUUUCCGGGGUGACUUGCGCCAGCAAGUUCUUUUCUGACGUCUUUUACACCAACUCUCGAUACGCCAAGGUCGGAGGCCUCCCGCUUGCCGAGCUGAACCAUCUGGAAAUCCAGUUCCUCGUCCUCAACGACUUUCGGCUCGCUGUCCCUGUUGAAGAUUUGGAAGCCUACGCCACCAUGCUCGUCGAGUUUUAUGCUCGUGAAGUCAUGGCACAAAAGUCGGCGCCAGGAGCAUAG
Metarhizium acridum CQMa 102 is the source of this 1533-nucleotide messenger RNA. The record is from RefSeq and is a predicted model, not a curated record. NCBI's taxonomy places the organism in Eukaryota, Fungi, Ascomycota, Sordariomycetes, Hypocreales, Clavicipitaceae.